Carica papaya (papaya) is the source of this 1202-nucleotide messenger RNA. It is a transcript of the gene EDA8, whose product is annotated as Putative membrane lipoprotein. Lineage: Eukaryota; Viridiplantae; Streptophyta; Magnoliopsida; Brassicales; Caricaceae. The record is from RefSeq and is a predicted model, not a curated record.
ACCACACAGAUAUAUGUGCAUAUAUAUUAUACCAUAUAUAUAUAAUUGCCUUUUAUAUCAUCUUUCUCACUCUAUAUAUAUAUAUGUAGCUGCUGUAUCUCUCUCUGUAUAAGUUAUCUGGUUGUUGAGAGAAUAUGAGGAUUCGCAAGAACGCCAAGCUCACAGAGCUGCUCUUCCCCAACGCUCCAGCCGGGGAGAAACUGCCGACGCAUGUGUGCAGGCUGAACCAGUCGCGAUGGGAUGUGAUGAAUUUCUUUCCGGAGAAGCCACGCCCAUCUUCGUCUCGUCCCAAGUCUGAUGGAGAAGAUAGCUUAACGGCAAAUGGAAGCUUAGGCGAUUCUAUCGGUGCUGUCCAGAGUAGCGUGGCGUCGAUGGAGAAGCCUGAUUUCAUGAAUAUCGACGAGAAGGAGGAGGUGGACGUGCGUGGGAAAUUGGAGGGCAAUAAGGAAAGCCCGAUAUUGAUCGACACUGAAUUGGGGUCUAAGCGCAAAGACAAGAGAAGCUCGCAAUGCAAGACAAAAACCGGCGACGUUUCAUUACUCAAAUCUUGCGGCAGUAUUGCCGAUCCAUCAGUCAACCAAGCGGACAAGCAGCCGACUCGUCGCGGCGGAGCUCGAACAACCAACAAGCGCUCCACCUCUUCGUCCAGUCCCUACGAAUUUUAUUAUUAUUCUGGGUUUGGGCCAGCGUGGAGUAAGCGCCGAGGUGAAAGAGCAGCUGAACCCUCCAAGACCCACCUCAAGAAUGGUCUUCCUCCUCUUCCUCCUGCUUUUCCUGAAGCUCCAGCCGCCAUCACCACUAGUAAGAGCAACAGCAAUAACAGUUCCCGAACCAAUCGAACAAGCUCCUCCUCCUCGCAAUUCGGCAGCAAACGAGGAUUUGAUUAUGUGGACGUCGAUGAGGACGAAGACGACGACGACGUCAAUGGCGGUACUGUCAAGAAGAGAACGAGGAAACCCGUCAAAGCCAGAUCAUUGAAAUCUCUUAUGUGAAAAUUAGGAAAUGAAGAAGACGAAGAUGAAACCCCCUGAAAAUGGUAGCUCUUUUAUAUAUAUAUAUAUAUAAAUAAUGCACCAUUAUAUAUAUUUUAAACUUUGAAUUUCUUUUUUUGUUUUUAUAAAUAAUUCUGUUUUAUAAGAUGUUUGUGUUGGGGGGUAAGGUUAGCAUUGCCCUCAAACAAUGACAGUGAGUAGUGAGGUGUA